Haliotis rubra (blacklip abalone) is the source of this 10519-nucleotide messenger RNA. Its product is annotated as teneurin-m-like. Gene Ontology annotation, biological process: motor neuron axon guidance. The record is from RefSeq and is a predicted model, not a curated record. Lineage: Eukaryota; Metazoa; Mollusca; Gastropoda; Lepetellida; Haliotidae. The coding region runs from base 126 to 7304 and encodes 2392 amino acids. The transcript is spliced from 21 exons.
UUCACUUUUCCUCAGUUUGGUGUGGCCAGCAUUCCAAUGGGGACGUACCCCCCUUCACAAGACUACGGUUACUAUUCCAAGUUCAGUAGCGCGAGUCAUAGAAUGAAGAAACAGCUGAAACAGAGAUGCACAUGGAAGUGCACCGCCCUCAUCCUUCUCAUCAUGUGUGUGGCCUUACUGGCGUGUACCGUAUACUUCGCAGCUAUGUCGAUGUUCGAGGAGGGCGAGAAGGUGGCACAGGACUCAGAUUCCCCACCUUGCAGCUUGCGUCGGGUCUGUGCCUUCAACUUCUCCCAUACGGAUACUCAACAUUACGGCCAGGCUCCCCUGGCAAUCAGUGGGGAACACCAACGCCAUUACCCAUUCCAAAGUUAGUGAUGUUCGGUCAGCCUCUCACAGAACAGAUUCCACCAAAGUCUUUCUGGCAGAGCCAGUUCGGACAGGACAGAGCAGGGUUUAUUCAGUUCAACUUCAGUCUUUCUGCAACAGCCAUAUUGGGUGUGUAUGGAAGACGGAGUGCCCCACCCACCCACAUCCAGUAUGACUUCAUGAAGAGAUUGGAAGGCAACCGAGUUCAAUCAACAAGGUCAAAAAGGGCUUUGUCAAAGAUGAAUGCAGGCAGGAUGAGGCUGGUGGAGUUCUUGACCUCUGGAGAUUGGUACCUUGGCAUCUACAAUGACAAUGAUGAACCACAGACUGUCACACUGGAAGCUGACAACAUCAGAAUGCAAAGUGGUUGUCCUGGUGAUUGCCAUGGUAAUGGACGUUGUGUUGGUGGCAGGUGUCAGUGUUUUCCCGGUUACCAAGGAGAAGCCUGUGCUGAAAAAAAAUGUCCAAUUCUGUGCAGCGGCAAUGGUUUGUAUGCUCAUGGUGUGUGCAAGUGCCACAUGAACUGGAAGGGAAGAGAAUGCGAGUAUCGAGAAAAUGAAUGCCAAGUCCCCAACUGUAACGGAAAUGGACAUUGUAUCAACGGACAGUGCGUCUGCUUCCAAGGGUUCCAAGGACCAGAUUGUGGCAUUGUUGACUGUGUUAUGUCCAAUUGCUCUGGUAACGGGGUGUGCAUCCACGGCCAGUGUAUGUGUUUCAAGGGCUAUAGAGGGAAUGCGUGUAGCGUACCCGACAAAAUAAAUGUGACGCAAAUAUGCGCUAAAGACUGCUCAAGCCAUGGAGUGUACGAUGUGGAGACCCAUCGCUGCAUAUGCGAGCGCCAUUUCACAGGCGAGGACUGUGAAACAGAAAUUUGUCGACUUGAGUGCUUUCAUGGCUUCUGCAAAAAUCAGCGAUGUGAGUGUGACGAGGGUUUUACUGGUGCCCUCUGUGAUCAGCUUAAAUGCGACCAUCGAUGUGAAUUGCACGGAUACUGCAACAAUGGGACCUGCACAUGCCAGAAUGGUUGGAAUGGAAAGCACUGCACAAUUGACGGCUGCCCUGAUGAUUGUAGCAACCAUGGCGAUUGUAAAAGAUUCCGAGAAGGAUGGAAUUGCACUUGCAGUGAAGGAUGGAAGGGCUUGGCGUGCAACAUUGCGAAGGAAACCAAAUGUGACGAUAUGGCUGACAAUGACAAUGAUGGACUGUUGGAUUGCCUGGACCCAGACUGUUGUUCGACCGUGUCCUGCAGUAAUGACCAGUAUUGCAAGGUGUCGCCAGAUCCCAAGGACGUCCUCCUUAGCAAACAGCCACCAAGUACAACAGCCUCUUUCUUUGACAAGAUGCGCUUCCUCAUCGAGGAAGACAGCGUACAGACCCACGCCACUCGCAAUGCCUUCAAUGAAAGCCAAGUGUCGGUCAUCCGGGGACGAGUGACAACCAAAGAUGGAACACCUCUGAUCGGCGUUAAGGUUGAAAUUGUUGCGCAGCCUCUUUAUGGGUUCACCCUCACAAGAAAGGAAGGAGUGUUUGACAUCCUUGUUAAUGGCGGUGGUUCUGUGGAACUUGAGUUCAUUAGACAGCCAUUUGUGACCAAGUCUGCAAGUGUUUUGACUCCAUGGAACCAGAUCAUCACCAUGGAUACCGUUAUCAUGACGCUCACCAAAGAGGAGCCCGACCAUCUGUUCCCCGAGGACUGCAGCACAGAGCACCAGCACUACCUCCUGAAGCCUGUGGUUCUGUCCACCUGGCAACACACACAGCUAGGAGCCUGCCCAGAGAAGAGCACCAUCAUUCCAGAAUCACAGGUCCUUCAAGAGAGCCUUGAUCUCCCUGGAACCAAAGUGCACCUGGUGUACCACAGCAGCGAGUCCUUGGGCUACAUGUCUCUCAUCCUGAUCCAGAUGACCCCCACCACCAUCCCAGAAAACCUCUCUCUCGUCCACCUCAGGGUGUCCGUUGAAGGUGUGGUCCUGGAGAAAACCUUCGAGGCUGAUCCCCUUCUCAAGUACACCUUCUCUUGGAACAGACGGAACGCAUUCAACCAGAAGGUCUAUGGGAUAGUGACGGCUAGAGUGUAUGUUGGUUAUCAGUAUCAGGAAUGUGAGUACAUCUUCUGGGAGACUAGGAGCACCACGGUCAAUGGGUUUGACCUGACCUCCUCCGAAAUCGGUGGCUGGAACCUUGACAUCCACCACACUUACAAUUUCCAAGAGGGCAUCCUCCACAAGGGUGAUGGCACAAACAUCUACCUCAAGGAGAAACCCAAACGCAUCAUCAACAUCCUCGGUAAUGGCAACCGCCGCAACCUGUAUUGUGACGCCUGUAAUGGCAAGGCUCAAGAGAAUCGACUCCUGGCACCAGUGGCACUGGCAAGUGGGCUGGAUGGUAGUCUGUAUGUGGGAGAUUACAACUUCAUUAGGAAGCUGUCACCAGACCGGGAGGAGAUUGCCAGCAUACUGGAGAUGAGCACACAGUCGGUGCCCUACAAGUUCUACAUGACCGUGAGUCCUGUGGAUGGACGUCUGUACAUAUCGGACUUCAUGAGCCAUAAGGUGAUCCGAGUGAAGACCAUGGGUCCAGUGCGUGACCUCAAGGACAACCUGGAAGCAGUGGCCGGCAAUGGGGAGGAGUGCACCCCUGGCGAGGCCGAUCUGUGCGGCGACGGUCAGAUGGCCAUACAGGCCCGUCUCAGACAUCCUAAAGAUGCCAUCAACCCAGAUGGCCCCAAUAUUCGGAAGAUAACGGCUGAUGGCUACAUCACCACCUUGAUUGGCACCCAGGAGCAACUGAGAGAGUGGACACCCAUGCCUUGUGAUGACAUUCUGUCUGCAGAGAGGGUUAGCCUGCGAUGGCCAACAGCUCUUGCAAUUGACCCGCUUGAUGACACCCUGCAUAUUCUUGAUCACAGCAUUGUCCUGAAACUGACCAAGGACUACAAACUGGUCACAGUGGCUGGACGUCCAGCCUACUGCCCUCCUCGGCAAACAAACUUCUUUCCGGCUGGUGUCUUGUCCGACGAUGAACAGGCAACAAGUAUAGCUGAUCACGUGACUCUCGUGUCACCAGAGUCAAUCACCUUUUCACCUCAUGGCGACCUCUACAUUGUCGAGAGUGACACACAUCAUAUCAACCGGGUGCGUGUAGUGACAACUGAUGGAUUGAUACAUCACUUUGCUGGGGCGAAAUCCAAGUGUGAUUGCCAGAAGAAGACCUGUCCAUGUUAUGUGAUGAAAGAACGUCUUGCUGCCCAGGCUUUGUUCAACACGCCCAAAUCAAUCACCGUGACCCCAGAUGGCAUCAUGCACAUUGCUGACAUGGGAAACCUCCGAGUCUUCUCCAUAGUAUCUGAGCUUCCUGAACGAAGUGUGAAUCAACAGUAUGAAGUUGUCUCCCCGGAAACCCAGGAAAUCUUCAUAUUCAACCGCUAUGGACAACACCAGCACACCAUCAGCAUUAUGACAAAUCAGUACAUGUACAACUUCACUUACAACGUCAACUCAUUUUAUGGCAAGGUAAAAUCUGUAAUUGACAGCGCGGGCAACAGUCUGAUAAUUGUCCGCGGGUAUGACACCCAUGCUAAAGAAAUCAUCACCCCGAAUAGCGCUAAGUGUGAGCUCUUGAUGGACAACGAACGCCACCUCUAUCGCUUCACGGCCCCCAACAACAUGACGGCCACCUUCACCUACAUGAUGAGCACAGAUCUCUUGGAAUCCAAACACACUUCCGACGGCCAGACCUUCAAAUACGAGUACGAUGAUAUGGGCCGACUUCUCACCAUCAGCCAACCAACAGGGGAGAUAACUCGUCUGCACACCGACGUGAACACAACAGGUUCCAUUGUUCAUGUCACUACAGAUAGCAGUGAUGUGGUUGCUAUGGCAACCUAUGGGAGCGUGCAAUCUGUCAUGCAUGGAUCGACCCAGACGAAAGUGACGUACCUGCCUGGAGGAGCUGUUGUGGUGCUGUUCCCUAGCAACUUGACUGUUGCUAUAGAAACUGGAGGGCAUCCAAUCAUGGAGAAUGAGCAUCGCAUGCAUUACAAACGGAAGGUGAUCAUACCAGGGGCGUACAUUCACCGGCUGGAAUGGCGCUUCUAUUUACGCCGCAAGGGUAGGAGUCGGCAGAGUCGAAUCAUCGAAAAGAUUGGUCAACGAUUGAGGAUCAAUGGGGAGAAUCUGUUGACAAUGGAGUAUGACAGAAAAACCCACAUGGAGACAAUCAUGGACAAGACUCUGCGCGAGAUUCUCACGAUCGUUUACGACAGUUCUGGCCUGCCAUCUCACUUCCUGCCUGCAACGGGUCACCACGCCAUGAACAUCACGUACAGCCCCCGCGGCGACAUCACCCAGUGGCAGUACGGGGAACUGCGAGAAACUCGCCAGUAUGACAAGGGGGUGCUGACUGAGAGGACGUCCACAAACGGGGCACAGUUCCGGUACUUCUACAGAUAUGGAUCAAAGAAGCCCACUGACAUAAUCCUCCCAAGUGGCAAGCAGUACCUAUUUGAACAUGACACAGAGGGACACUUGGCUGCAGUGACUACUCCUGUCCUGGGCAAGCACCUGUUCCACAGAGUUCUCUCCCUUGGUAUUCAACGCUACCUGUACCAGCCACCAGGGAUGGACCUGCCCUUCAUCAUGGACUACGACACCAAUGGUAAACUAAAACAUGUGCGUCAUCCUGGCGAGCAGAGGUGCGUGUACUACCGAUAUAACAACCACUUCCAGAGAUCAGAGAUUCUGUUUGACAAGACCAGUAUUAAGUUUGGGUAUAACCCAGACGUGCAGAGGCUUGCCAGUACCUCACUCAAGAUGUCCGGGUACGGCUACGUCGCCAACUACACCUACAUCAGCUCCCUGGUGAAGACCAUGACCGUGAGCUUCCCCUACGACCGAGAUCUACUUGGAGUAAAUUUUACUCACGAUUAUGACAACAACUUUAGGCUAAUUGCAACAGUAGCCGUCUUCACCAACAACGUCACUUUGAUCAGCAACAACACCUACAGUGACAUCAAUGGCAAACUGUCAAAGGUCAAGACCAUUGACAUCAAGUGGGCUGCCCAAGACAAGGAGGUACUGAAUAUCGGCAGUAUCAACAUCAUUCGAGAGUAUGAUAGUUAUGGCAGAAUGAGAGACAUUCAAUUCAAAUUUGCAGAAAAUGUUCGCUUCACCUUGCAAAUCAAUUAUGACCAGCUGAACAGAAUUCAUCAGUGGCGACGUAGGAUUGGUCAGACAGACCAAAAGGCAAUUGAGUACAUAUACGACAUUGACAACAACAUGAAGGAUGUGUUACUGGAAGGACAAUCGGCCUGGCAAUAUGGCUAUGAUGCCAAUGGCAACAUCUUCAAGAUCACAGAACACAAGAAGAUAAAGGACUUGGAGUUUGAUGUCGGGGACAGAAUUGAAAAGUUCGGAGAGAUGUGGUACAAGUUUGACCAAGAUGGGUUCAUGGCUCAAAGAGGCAAAGAACAUCUCCUGUUUGACUCACUGGGUAAUCUCAUCUCUGUCUCCAAGAGGGACAAGUACAGGUUCUCCUACUACUAUGACUCUGAAGGAAGACUGUCAGUCCAGAAAGACAUGUAUGGAAGGAUGGUGCAGUUCUUUUAUUCCAACGUGGGUGACCCCAAGCAGGUCACCCAUACCUACAACCAUACUUCGGCCGAAGUCACUCUCUACCUGUAUGACAGCGACCAGAGGUUGUUAGCCAUGGAACGCAACAACAAAGUGUACUACAUUGCCUCAGAUCCCAAUGGCAGUCCGCUGGUGGUGUUUGACGACCAAGGCUACACCAUCAAGCAGUGCAGCUACACACCCCUUGGGCUGGUGGAACAGGACACUAACCCCAACUUUGAACUAGUGUUUGGCUUUCAAGGCGCCAUCUAUAACCCUGUCACACUGCUGGCCCACUUCCCAAAGAGAGUCUACGACACGCAGAUCGGGCGCUGGCUGUCUCCGGACUAUGCAGGCAUGUUCGAUAAACUUGAAGAUGUCAUCUCGCUGCCAGAGAUCCUCAACUUGUACCAGUUCCGUAAUUUCAUCAACCUCCACAUGGCCAAGGAGAAGUUGCCCCGCACAGACCUCACCAGCUGGCUGUCGGUGUUGGGCUACGACAUCAAGAGCAUGGCUCCCGAUGUGUCCUACACUGGAAUACUCCAUCCAGAGCCCUCCACCACAGACUACCAACUUCUCCCAAGUUCCUCGGCAUUUGAAUGCACCUUUGACCGUGAUAUGCUGAACCUCCUUACCAUCUCAACCGUUCCCAAAUCCAAGAUCACACCCCUCCAGAAUCUGCCCAGUGAGAAACCAGCGCCUCUACUUGCCAUAUUUGGUGAGGGAGUAACCAUCUCCAUCGUUGGUGGCAAGGCUGUUAUCAAUGUGGCAGACAUUGCUUCUGAAUGGGCGCGGAAGCUUGCGACAGUGCUCCUGAACAAAUCACAGAUGGUAAACCUUCACUACACAAUUCAUUCAAAGGAUGUUCAUUACUUCAUCAAGUCCAGUUACACCCAGGCGGAGGAUGAUCUUCGGACGCUGGGCAUCACCACUGAUCUCGUCACUCUUGAUAAUGGCAUCAAUAUUUCUGUGCAUAAGAAUCAGAGAAGUCAUGGCUUCGGACGAGGUCGAGAUGAGAUAGAUGUUCGUAUCCAUGGCAAUCACACUGUGAUAAAUAUCCGCUACGGCACCAACAUUGAUCAUGAGAUGAACCGAAUCUUGCACCAUGCAAAGGAACGUGCUGUGGCUUCAGCCUGGCACACAGAGAAGUAUUUGAUACAGAACAGUCUACCCACUAGGUUUGAAUGGGAGGAUGAAGAUGCCAAAGAGCUUCAAGCCAAUGGCCAUGUUAAUGGAUGGGAAGGAGAGUACAUACGCUCUCCCCUGGACUAUCCAGAGCUGUCAGAUGACGCAAACAAUAUAAGAUUUAUCAAACAAGCCAGGUAGGACUGGAAAAUUAGGUUUUAGUUGUGUUUAAUUUCUGAAAAAUGGCUGUUAGACCAAGUGAACAAAAUGGCUGACAAUGCUUCAGCAGGUCAAGGUCAAGCUAUAAGGGGCAGAGAAUGGCAUCAGUGACAGUGGUGCUUCCUUUCAGGGAGGAUGAAAGGUGUUUUAAUUGGGUGGCUGCCACCCCCAACCCCAUGCAUACAGUGUGCUAUGUUCUCUUAUACUGUGGUUGGUGAUUCAGAUGACAAGUGAAACAUUAUGGGUGCUUUGUUUGUUUUGCCCAGUGCUUGUCUUUCUACCAACCCCCAUUGGAAAGGGGGACAUGAAGUGUGCUGUCCUUCCCCCCCGGACCUCCCCUCUCUCCCCAAAGGGGGGCCAGGACAGCACUGAGUGUUCUGUGAUGGUGCUAUAUUAGGUGUACACACGAUUAUACUACCACAAAUACAGAGUAAAGACAGCUUCUAGUCACAACAAAGCGGCCAGGUCUCGCCAGGCCAACCGUAUUCUUGUUUGAAGACAUUCAUAGAUAUUUGUACAGAUAGCUAAACCAUAACUUGCUGUUUUGUUGGACUAAGAGAGUUGAGGUCAAUUGUGUCGUGUUGACCUGCACUUGUGUCGCGUUGACCUGCAACUCUGGUCAAGAUGACCAUGCAUUAUGAACUUACAAGCACAAUCUUAUAGUGACUCAUGGUGUUCCAAUGACAGUUAUUACAGACUGUAUGCUAGUAGGCAGGGAGCGAUGUAAGAAAUUCUCGGUGAUUCUAAAUAUUACCAAAAUCAUUCAUAAGGGAAAAAAGUGCAUCAUUUCAGUGUUUUGUGAGUAUCAUUAUGAGGGCUUUGUGUGUAACAGAGAAUUUCUUCCACCUAGAAGCCCGAUUGUGUUAUACCAGGUGCUACAGAGACUUCACCAUUCCUUGGUGUAACACAGACAGCCACAGCUACAAGGUGAAGGACCCUCGGUGUUUUCUAAACGAUCACCUGCAUCUUCUUGGAAAGUCUGGUCCUGGAAGGCGCUCAAUGAUAUAUGUUGUCAUGGAGAUGUUUUGCCCAUAUACAGUGUUAAGAUUGUUACCAGUGAAGAAGUAAUGUACUGCUAUAGAGACAAACCAAAUAUUCAACAUCUGCUGGAUAGAAUGACAACUGCAUUCUGAUUGUUGAAUUUAACAUUAGAAGGAAUCAUGUUUACUUAAAUUUAUUAAAAUACAGAUAUUUCAGAAUGUAUUGAAAUUUAUACCUGAAGUAUGUGUCUUGAAAUAGUCUUGAAAGUAAUUAAAAAAAAUAACAAAUUUUUAAUUCAUUUUAAUGCUUUACAGUAAUAUGAGGGUAUUUUAGUCUGAUCUAUCACCAGAUGGUCUGUGAAGUGCAAAGAUGUUUCACAGGAACAAGUGACGCCAACAUGCCGCCAAUGUUCGUACAUAUCCAUCAUGUCAGUCGGUGUGUAAUUUCACUCGCCUAUUUCACAGUUGGCUUGUAUGAUAAGCAGCUUUGUGAAAUGUUGUACAUUUGUAGACAAACUGGUAUUGGCACCAACUGUGAUCCAGUGCAUGUACCUAUCAUUUCACUGACAACAUUCAUCUAUGUGUUGGUAGAUCAGAAGUAUCAGGAACUGUUACCAUGGUUACAGGUGUCCGUGAGAUACGCCAAUUUAUCACAUACUGUUGCAUCUGACUGAAUGUGAGAUACUAUAUUUCUGAUGCCGUCAUUUAUGAGAUCAUAAAAUUAUGGUCUUAUCAGUGUGAAAGAUAUGACAGUACUUAUCAUUUAGAUAUUAUAAUUAGCAUUGAAGAAAUAAAUUUACAAAUGACUACCAUGAAACAUACUUGUUUGGGCUGGAUGUUUUACAUUUUUUAUAACUUUACCUAUCUUUCAAGCUUAAAAGACUCAGCUUAGGUUUCCAUCAUGCAAAUUGCUUGUGCACUAAUUGAUGGAAACUAAAUACAAAAAAAGAUUAGGAAAUAGUCUUACAGAAUAUAGUAUGUUCAACCAUGAAAUCUGGUCUACCAACACUGAGGUUAACUUCAUUAUAAACUUGAUAUGCAAUAACUAACUGCCGUUAUAGUUUUAAAGUGGUCUAUGCUGAUUACAAUCUUAGUUUUUAGUAAGUUUUAAUUAUAAUUUUUUUCAACUGCAUACAAUUUGGGUUACCUAAAUGUGCAAUAUGGUAAUCUGUUGUGCUCACUUAACUCUAAAUUCAAAUUUUAUGAUAUAAAGAUGUUUAUUGGUAUUAAUAGGCAUAUAUUUUCUAAAACGAAGAUUUGAGAGUAAAAUGUUACUAAAAACAAAUAGAAACAAAUAUAUAUUUAAAACAAAUCCACUAACUUAAUUUUUAUCGUUGAGUGAGUAUCCUACUUUAUAUGUUAUAACAACUGCCAAGGGUUUCCUUUCAACAAUUUUUACUGGUAGUGUGAGUUUACUCAAAUCAGAAAGCUUCUUAAAAAAAUAGAAACUUAUUCGGUAUUACUUUUCAGCAUUUUGUGUGAAAUGUUAGUCAGUAUUAUGCAGAUAUCAUAAUCAAAGGACGGAUAAUGCAUUAUAUGAUUGUUUCUAUCAAGAGUGGAAGUUUCACAGAUGUUGAUUGAAAUAUGUACAAUGUUCAAGUUUUAAAUGUUUCAUCAAGAUUAUGUUGAUCAUUUCAUUAACUCAUGCUCUUAGUUUAUACAGUCCAGUUAUAAAAUAACACAUUCAUCAAUUUCAAGUUUUGUUUCUGUCAGUGUGGCAUUUGACAUCAAAAUAUGGCAUCCUUCCUUCAAUUAUGCAAUGUCUUAAACCUGUUUGUGUUAAUAUCUCAUUGAUUCCUCGCUGCAUAAAUCUGUGUGUUCCUCUAGCGUAUGUAGUGCUCUAUGUGCCAAAUGUCCAUUUUGUUCAAGUCUAGGGUAUAAUCAGUUUGCAUGACACGCCCCUGUUUCUAUACCUCAUACUUCACUCACUCACUCAUCCAAUCAUCCACUUGAAGUCAGUGUAAGAUUAUGUAAAUCAAAAUACUAUUUUGAAAUCAUGGCUAUCUCCCUGCAUCCAUGCUGCUUGAAAUUUGUGUUGGGGACUGAGUGAAGCUGAUGUCGUUCAUGUGUCAAGAAAUUCCGCGGUGAGCACAGAGAGAUGUCAGCUCAUCUCGUCUUAUCAUGUAUGUACAAAUGCAAUAUUUAAGGCGAAUGCAACAUUAUUCUGUUUUGUAUUUUAAAGGAAAUAAAAAUGCAUAACUAUCGAAUCAUGAAAAA